UUCCUGAUUUCUAUGCGUUAUCUUUGUUUUACCAGUGGACUUGGUGAACUGAGCUUCGCAAGAUAUGGCACUGAAUAGUGACAACGUUACGGAAUGUAAGGCGACUAAACCUGUGCCAAAUUGUGGAGUGCUCUCUUGGGCAUUCACUCAAACACCAUUGGCAGUGGCACCCCCAUUCCUGAGACCAUUCAGCUCCAAGCCUAGCAGUGGUAAUUAUGUUUGUCCAAAUCCAAAUACCAUUCUUCGUGACAUUCAAAGCUCUAUCAUGUCAACUACUGAUAAAUGCUUCAAAUUACUUCACCUGUUCGCUUCUGAAAAUCCUGUUCUCAAGAAGCUCCUCGCUUGGUCUUCUGAAUUUCACACUAUCCGCAAACAGAUUGACUGCAGGAACUACAGGAACAUGAGCUCUCUGUCCAAUCACAAUUUUGCUGCUGUCUUACCUGGAGAUUCAGUGGCAGGGCUUGUGGUGGCUAAUGGCAUCCUGAAUUUCCUGAACAUUUAUAACACGGUUUUGAUUGUCAGGCUUGUCUUGACCUGGUUUCCAAAUGCUCCCUCUGUCAUCGUUAGUCCCCUCAGCACUUUAUGUGAUCCGUACUUGAACAUAUUCCGUGGAAUUAUCCCACCUCUUGGAGGGCUGGAUCUCUCUCCCAUACUGGCAUUCCUCGUUCUGAAUGCCUUUACUAGCACUGCUUCUGCACUUCCUGCUGAACUUCCUGGGACAAGAACAUCUGAAGAAGGUCCUGCGUCUCAUUCAAAGUUUACUAAUCUUACUACAUCGCAGAAGAAAUGGCUGCUAAGGCUUCAAGGAAAUAGGUCAAAGAGCUCCGGUGGUGUCAAUUAGGCUAUUCUGUUCAUUUCCAUUUCUCUCUUCAAAAUUUUCUUCCUUACCAAUUGUCAUAGUCUACUAGGUAUACAUUUGUGUAUUCUUGUCAUUUUUGAGUUAUAAAAAAUCUUCCGAAUAUUACCUAUUUACCUUGACUUCGAAUGGCUGAGGUGUAGAAAUUCUUUUGUUA
Molecule: messenger RNA, 1013 nt
Organism: Quercus robur (English oak)
Lineage: Eukaryota; Viridiplantae; Streptophyta; Magnoliopsida; Fagales; Fagaceae
Product: ylmG homolog protein 2, chloroplastic
Exons: 3
Coding region: 65-841 (258 amino acids)
Biological process (GO): chloroplast fission
Cellular component (GO): membrane
Source: RefSeq, a predicted model, not a curated record